UUAUUUCAUGCUGUUGACCUGGAUAUUAUUCUUUGACAGUACACGAGUUUUUGGAGUUUCAACAGAGUCUAUGCAGCUUUCUUCCGACCCCAGAGGUAAUUGUGUGCCUACAAUACUUCUGAUGAUGCAAAGACGCUUGUACUCCCAAGGUGGUUUGCAGGCUGAAGGAAUCUUCAGAAUUAAUGCCGAGAAUGGCCAGGAAGAGUUUGUCAGGGAACAAUUAAAUAAUGGGGAGGUACCAGACAAUAUUGAGGUUCAUUGUUUAGCAGGUCUUAUUAAGGCUUGGUUCAGAGAACUCCCGAGAGGAGUGUUGGACUCUCUCUCACCAGAAGAGGUUAUGCGGGCUCAAUCGGAAGAAGAGUGCACUCAGCUUGUAUGGCUCCUUCCACCUACCGAUGCUGCUCUAUUGGAUUGGGCAAUUAACUUAAUGGCUGAUGUCGCUCAGCUCGAAGAUCUUAACAAAAUGAAUGCACGUAAUAUUGCCAUGGUUUUCGCACCAAAUAUGACGCAGCUGCAGAUGGCAGAUCCUUUGACAGCAUUGAUGUACGCGGUCCAAGUAAUGAACUUUCUAAGGACAUUGAUAAUCAAAACCUUGAGAGAAAGAGAAGAUUGUAUGGUUCAAACUGAUCCUGCUUCAAAGUUAAAGCCUUCUGAUGGAGAUGAUAGUGAUGGCACAUCCAAACCAAUAAUUAACGUGGCCAACACAGAGAACCAAUUUAAUGUUGCUCAAGUAUCACCAUCAAAGUACAACCCAAACUCCUUCCCGGCUGAAUCAAAAACUGAAAAAUGGCAAGCUCUGAGGGAUUUCCAGUUGUUGAUGCGGAAAAAGAGUUGAAUCCAGGCCGGAACAAGGAUGUUCAGGUUGAUCCCAUUUCAUGAGAAGUUGCUGCUUCUAAGGUAAUUACAAUUACAGCCAUCAAAAUUAUCUAUCUAAUGGUUUGUGUUGACCUCGUUUCCGGUUAGGGGCCAUGUGGAUAACAGAUAUCGGACCCACCCGCGCAUAUGUAAGCAAAAGUCUAACACGCUAAGACACACACAGUGUCUAGAACGGUUUGAAAAAAGGCGUGUGAGCAGCUCAAAGGCGCGGGAUGACAAUGUUUGGAAUCCGACGAUACAUUUGUAAAAUGAUUGUACAAUAAUUACCAAUCUGAUUGAUGAACAUUAUGGAAACUUAAUUGUAUUCGUAAGAGAGUAAAAAUGAGAUGAAUUGUUUUGCAUUUA
Messenger RNA from Olea europaea var. sylvestris, 1221 nucleotides. RefSeq names its product rho GTPase-activating protein 1-like. Lineage: Eukaryota; Viridiplantae; Streptophyta; Magnoliopsida; Lamiales; Oleaceae. The transcript is spliced from 5 exons. Gene Ontology annotation, biological process: signal transduction. The coding region runs from base 8 to 835 and encodes 275 amino acids. The record is from RefSeq and is a predicted model, not a curated record. Gene Ontology annotation, molecular function: GTPase activator activity.